Molecule: messenger RNA, 642 nt
Organism: Soboliphyme baturini
Lineage: Eukaryota; Metazoa; Nematoda; Enoplea; Dioctophymatida; Soboliphymatidae
Source: the annotation of a GenBank genome assembly
AUGCCGAGCCGACUCAUAUGUUCCGCUGCAUAUCGCGAAAUCAUGCAGCCAAUACUUUCCCGUGCUCGACUACUGCCGACUGUUCGUGCGUGCGAUCCGUGCCUUCCAGGAUGGGGGGUACUGCAAUCGUGCAACGAGACUCACGCCACUGUGUGUCAACCUUGUGCUGUGGGAACGUGGUCGCCGAAUCAUCCGCACCUGAAGCAGUGUCGUCUGUGUAGCCGCUGUGGUCCGGGCUUAUACGAAGACUACGCAUGUACCUCAACGCGCGACACGAAGUGCGAUUCCUGCUUGAACUCAAAAGGAAGGGUAAACUCCGACUAUUACCGAAAAUGCGGCGACCAGGAAGAGCCGAAUAUCAAAGACAUUUCUUACGGCCCAGCGGAUUCUUUGAACAUCGAUGAUUCCUUAAUCACCGACAAUUCGGAGAGUGCUGAAAUCCUGGACGACAGUGACAAUGAUAACGACAACGAAUAUCAGCUAGACACUCGCGAUGCCGCAUGGCGUGAUUUCAAUCGCAACUUCUUCCAUCCUCAUUCUGAGGCGGAUAAGACUCAGAAGGUUGAGGACAACUUCAACGAAUAUUACGAGCGUAAUCGCCUAAGGAGCCUGAAAUUCAAGGCUGAUUCGUCUGCUGUUUCA